This is a messenger RNA of Salvia hispanica, 597 nucleotides long. The record is from RefSeq and is a predicted model, not a curated record. Lineage: Eukaryota; Viridiplantae; Streptophyta; Magnoliopsida; Lamiales; Lamiaceae.
AUGGGUGAUGCGGGUGGCAGCAGUGUGGGUGGUAGUGGUGGGGAAGCUGAGGAGUUCAGCCGACGAUUUAACGAAGAGUUGACAGCCUAUAUGUCCCGCGAGAUAAAUCGGCUGAUACAAAGGGCCUUGCAGCCGCAGCAGCCGGCGGUACCUCGAUCCAUUGUCCACCGCCGAGGUUUGGUUGAUCGGGAUCACGUUGUUGCAUAUCAGCGGCUAUAUGAAGACUACUUCGCUCCGGAUCUGUGGUUUGGGGCCAACCUUUUCGGGCGGCGUUUUAGGAUGCGUGGGUCACUGUUUAUGCGUAUUGUUGACACUUUAGAGCGUCGAUAUAUGUGUUUCCGGUUCAGGCACGAUGCGGCUGGCAGACCCGGCCACACACCUAUACAAAAGUGCACAGCGGCAAUCAGACAGUUGACUUACGGAGGCGCGGCAGACAUGUGGGACGAGUACCUACACAUCGGUGAGACAACUUCCCUACUGUGGCUGAAGUUUUUCUGUCAGGGCUUCAUUGAAAUAUUCGGUGAGCAAUAUCUUCGAAGCCCUACCCCCGAAGACUGCCAGGAUCUGAAGCAGAUGUACGGGGAGAGGGAUUCCUGA